GAGUUCCCGCUUCGUCUACUCCAUUUGUGGCGCCAAAGAGCGAAACUGAAACUUUAUUUGGCAGAUCUAACUUUGUAUGAGCAAAUAAUGUUCGGAAGAGUAAGAACAUCGUCGUCUUCCUUGGACCGCCCGCCGUCGAAGAUCUUCAAGGAUGAUCCUCUCUCCAUUUACGAGUCUACCUUGAUGAAGCUUAAACUAGGUUCUCAGCGGGACGCAAGUCUUCCCUCUACGGAGACAGUUGAAGACAUGGAAAGUGACUGCGCUACAUUAACUGUUUCCAGAACUUCGGCGGAACAGCUUGAUUCUUCUACUUGUACAAAUAUCUCGGGAAGUUCCGAGCAUUUUGUAACUUCACCCGGUGAAGAAGAGGCAAUGGCGAUUGAUACUUGUAGUCCUUCUGCCAGUACUCAAUCAAGUCCUAGCGCCAGUGCUUUACCGAAACAGUUGCAAAGCAAGAACAUGCCACUUCUCUACUUAUUUUCCAGAUAUAACAGUACUAGGCAUGCUCUAUCAAGCUCGUCAGAUAGCGAGUCAUUGAGGGUUGUCAGUUAUUACGAUUCUGCAAGCAAUUCGCCGAGUUCCAGCAACUGCCAGUCUUUUGGCAGCUCAAACGAACAUCAUGUAAUUUAGAAUUGUUCAACUUCAACCGAGAACAAAACUGUAAGAUUUUCAAAGUGAGUUCACAGCAUACCGAAUUUCUUGGCGUAUCAUUACAAUUCAUCGGAGCAGCAAAGACUCCGUUUCAUUUGUGAAUCAUGGGUUGUACUAUUAAUUAAGUCGUUAUACUGUAAUAUUUUAUAUUAGUUGCUCACGAGAAACCAAAUCAGUUGAUUUCCUGUAAGGUUCGAUAUUGUAGCCUGUGUAGGCUGAGCUUGUAAGUCACAUUCCCUUCAAAUUCAAAAUAGCUGAUAAUGGUGCUCA
Mercurialis annua (annual mercury) is the source of this 921-nucleotide messenger RNA. RefSeq lists its product as uncharacterized. The record is from RefSeq and is a predicted model, not a curated record. NCBI's taxonomy places the organism in Eukaryota, Viridiplantae, Streptophyta, Magnoliopsida, Malpighiales, Euphorbiaceae. The transcript is spliced from 2 exons. Bases 88 to 630 code for a protein of 180 amino acids.